Arabidopsis arenosa is the source of this 1431-nucleotide messenger RNA. The record is from the annotation of a GenBank genome assembly. NCBI's taxonomy places the organism in Eukaryota, Viridiplantae, Streptophyta, Magnoliopsida, Brassicales, Brassicaceae.
CUGCUCUAAUCCGAUUCACUACUCCUUUUGUCUGUCUGAAGAUCAUUUCCACAUUGCUUUCAAAGAUGAGUGAUUACUUGCGAAAAUCGAUCCAAGAUUUGGAUUUGGGAAUUGAUGAAACGCCGGUCUCUUUACCACCGGAAUUCUGUGCUCGUGCGGCUAUUGCCAAUCGAUUCUCUUUGGUGGUUACGACGGUCAACCCCAGAAAACAGAACCUCCGAGCCCUUAUUGGGCAGAUGCCUCGUGUAUGGGGAUUUGCUGACUCUUGUGUGGGUCGUAUUUUGGGUCAAGGACGAGUCCAAUUUGUGUUCCAGAGUGAGGAGGCUCUGAAUCUGGGUAUCCCUUUGUUGUAUCUAUCGAAUGAUAUGGCUGAGUAUGUGGGAAACCAAAUUGGUUUAGUGAAGCAUGUGGAUUUUGAUGAAAAUGCCACCAUGGUGGAGUUUGUAAGGGUUCAGAUGGCGUGGAAUUUUGACAAUCCCCUUCGCUUCCAAAGGAUGUUUCACUUCAACAAUGCUGAGGGAACAAUUGUGAAAUUCAAGUUUGAACGUUUGAGAAGUUUCUGCACUAAGUGUGGCUCUUUGAAACAUGAUAUCAAGGACUGCACUUUAGGCUUUGAUGAUCCUCAAAGUCCUCCUGCCCCUGGUGAUGAUGACAAUGACGACUCUGGUCCUAGAGACCCAACAAACAACCAACAACAAACCAUUUCAGAGGCUUCUUCUCUGAAAACAAUUGAUCCUUUUCAAGACAUUCCUGGGCUGACCAAGUUCAAUGGUAAAUCGGUGGAGUUUGCAGACCAAAAUGAAAGCAUGUCGACACUGCCAAGUCUCUUUGAAGACACUGAGUUAACUGCUGAACGCCUCCGCUACCUUCAUGCCAAAUGGAUCAGAAACCAUGAGGGUUUCCUUGAGCCUUGCUCUGUUUAUGGUGAGGGAACUAGCAAUGUCCCUGAUACAACUGUUCCAAAGAGGAAGAGGAUGGAAACUGAAGCUUUUUACAGACGCUGGGAGGAAGUGGAAGACAAGGCGGUGAUGCAUCAGGCUCGAAAACAGAAAAGAGCAGAGUCCCAAGGAUCUUGCUCGGCAACAGGACUUGACGGAGGCGCGGGGGGCCCGGUACCCCUACUGUUCCCAACAUGAGGAUCAUCUCUUGGAAUUGUCGAGGUGUGGGAGUGCCAUUAACUAGUACUAGAUUACAUCGUAUGUGUCGUAUUUAUAAGUUGGAUGUUUUAUUUCUCGUGGAAACUAUGAAUAAGUGUGAUGUUGUACAUAGUCUUGCUUUAAGUUUAGGCUUUGCUAAUGUAAUAACUGAACCUCCACAAGGUAGAAGUGGAGGUUUGGCUCUAAUGUGGAAAAACAAUGUGUCUUUAUCCAAGAUCUCUCAGGAUGAAAGACUUAUCGAUGUACACAUUACUAAUAAUAAUUUAAGUUUUUA